Molecule: messenger RNA, 12861 nt
Organism: Cryptotermes secundus
Lineage: Eukaryota; Metazoa; Arthropoda; Insecta; Blattodea; Kalotermitidae
Product: neurofibromin
Exons: 56
Coding region: 79-8673 (2864 amino acids)
Biological process (GO): regulation of GTPase activity
Source: RefSeq, a predicted model, not a curated record
UCCUGGCCGGUGUUAGCAAGUUACCGGGCAGUAGUAAAUGGCGGUGUUGGCAAUGUUGGAAGUGAAUAUUUUCGUAUAAUGGGGACUCAAAAGCCGGUUGAGUGGGUGUCGGCCUUAAUAACACGAUUCGAAGAGCAGUUGCCAUGUUGUACAGGACCACAGAAUACUCGUUCCCGUGUAAAUGAAGAGCAAAACAAGAAAUGCUUAAUUCAAAUCAGCCGUCACCGUUUUUCACUUGUCAUUUCUGGUCUCACAAAAAUAUUACAGCGUGUUAAUGAAAUGUUUCUUUCUGUGGUGUCAGGACCACGACCUCAUGGACCUGAUAUGGAACGCAACUGUUAUGAGUCUUUACUCAUUGUUUUGGACACAUUAGAGAAGUGUCUCAGCAACCAACCCAAAGAUGCGGCACGAUUUGAUGAAGCAAUGAAUGUAAAACUUUUAUUGCGGGAGAUUUGUCAAUUUAUUGAUGUCCCAAAUGACAAUCCAACAGUGCUUCAGCUUAAAAAUUUGGCAUCUAGAGUUUUAUUUGCACUGAGCUUGAAUUUCUUCAAUGCAGUUUUUAACAGGAUAUCGGGAAGAUUACAGGAGCUGAGUGCCUGCAAUGAAGAAAAUCCAGACUGUAGUGAUAUAGAGUUGAUUCAACAUAUUAAUGUGGAUGUAGACAGACUAAUUCGAUUACUUAAUGAAUCUAUUCAGAAGUUCAGAUUGCUGAAAAAGUCUGCACAUCUUGUGCUUAUCACUUCAUUGGAGAAAGCUAUCUGGAACUGGAUGGAUACGUAUCCUCAUGAAUUUGCAGACUUACAGAAAAGACAUAAUGAGGAGUUAGCCAAGUGCUGUGAGGGUCUGUUUGACAUCUUGGAUAGCUUUGCUGAUAACAAGAAAGGAAGAGCUGCAGUGUGGCCACUUCAGAUGAUGCUUCUCAUUCUCUCGCCUAAAGUUCUGGAGGAGAUAGUGAAUGCAGACUCUGGGGCACCUUGUUCACCACGUCAUUCUAAGAAGAAGCAGUUCAUUGACUCAGUGAAACGAGCCAUGCACGGAACUAGCAAACAGCUGACCGAAGCAGCUGCAGUUACCUGUGUCAAACUGUGUAAAGCUUCUACUUACAUCAGUAACCUGGACUCCAACAACGUAGCUUUCACCUUGGUGCAGAAUAUCAUUAAUGAACUCAAGAAUCUGCUCUUCAAUCCAAGCAAACCAUUCUCCCGUGGACAGAAUUAUGUUCUACAUGAUAUUGACUUAAUGAUUGACUGUUUCGUAUCAUGUUUCCGUAUCAAACCACACAACAAUGAAGCACUCAAAGUAUGUCUCAACCCCAACUCUUCGUUCCUAUACCAUUAUGUUCUCAUCAGCUCCUUGUACAGGAUUAUAACACAGCCUCGAUUACCAUGGUGGCCUCAGAUUGAUUUGGUUUACAACAAAUCCAGUGAACUCAGGCUCAUGUUCACUGAUACAUUAAACAAAGCAUUACAAGGAUGUAUUACUCAUACUACGCUUCGUAUGAUUCCGUCGUUUGCACUGAAAGGUAAAGAGUCUACUUCAAAGUUCAGAGAGAGGGGUGAUGAAGUCCCAGUUAUUAAGAACUUGUUGCUUUUGAUUGUUCGUCUCAUUCAUGCAGAUCCAAUGUUAAUGCUGAAUAACCAGGGAAAGACUGGCCAUGAGAUUCAGAGCUCUACAUUGGAUCUCAUCAAUGGGUUAGUGAGCUUGGUUUAUGAACCCACAAUGCCAGACGUAGCUCUGGAAGCCAUGGAAGCUCUUCUGGUGCUUCAUCAUCCUGAGAAGAUUGAAGUUUGGAACCCAGAAGCACCCAUCAAUACCUUCUGGGAUGUGAGUUCGCAAGUGUUAUUCACCAUCUCCCAGAAGCUCAUUCAACAUCAAAUAAUGAAUUAUACAGACAUCCUGAAAUGGCUUCGUGAUAUUCUCAUGUGCAGAAAUGCUUUCCUUUUCCGUCACAAAGACUAUGCCAACUUGGGGAGUCAGGUCGCUAUUUGCAAGCAAGCACAUAUAAAACUGGAGGUGGUCUUCUUCAUGUACCUUUGGAGCAUAGAUAUAGAGGCUGUGUUGGUAGCCAUGUCAUGUUUUAGACUGCUGUGUGAGGAAGCAGACAUUCGCUGUGGCUCUGAUGAAGUUACUGUAACAUAUUUACUUCCAAAUUAUCAUCUGUAUCAAGAAUUAGCCCAUGCAUCAACAGUUCUUACUACAGCCAGCGUGGAGUCGAGAGCUUACUACCGUGAACAUAAUCAUGGCCGAGCAGCUCUGCAGAAACGAAUAAUGGCUUUGCUACGCAAGAUUGAGCACUGUGUAAAUGGAGUCCAGCCAGCUUGGGAAGAAACAUUUCGCAACUGGGAGGUAUCUACAAAAACGCUGACAUCAUAUCCGAAGGCAAAAUUAGAAGAUGGUCAGGUGGAAUCAUUUCAUCGUUCAGCAGGCAAACGGCGGGCUUCCCAUCAGAAUUCGGAACAUGAGCUUGAGGAUCAGAUUAAUGAAUGGGCAAACAUGACUGGUUUCCUUUGUGCGCUUGGAGGUGUUUGUCUGCAGCGUAAGUCCCCAUCAAGACCAUCAGCAGGUUUGGGAUUGCUUCCUAUGCCAUGUCUGGAGUCUCAUAAAUUGGCCAACUCAAGUCAGGAUGUACAGUAUUGCCCUGUUACUCAGUUUGUGGGGCAGUUACUGCGAUUACUUGUAUGCAACAAUGAAAAAUUUGGUGCACAGAUCCAGAAACAUGUGAAAGAGUUAGUAGGACAUGAGAUGUCUCCAGCUUUGUAUCCUAUUCUUUUUGACCAGAUAAAAGCCAUAGUUGAGAAGUUCUUCGAUCAACAAGGACAGGUGAUUGUGUCUGACAUCAACACACAGUUCACUGAACAUACCAUCUUCAUCAUGAAGAAUGUGCUGGACACUAAAACAGACCAACCAUCUGAACAUCUUGGUGUUACUAGCAUAGAAGGAAUGAUGUUAGCUAUUGUCAGGUAUGUUCGUUAUCUUGAUAUGACUGUACAUACUGUCCACAUAAAGACAAAGCUCUGUCAGCUAGUGGAAGCCAUGAUGAAACGACGGGAUGAUCUGGCUUUCCGUCAAGAGAUGAAGUUUCGCAACAAGCUGGUGGAGUAUUUGACAGAUUGGGUGAUGGGAACAUCACAUCAAAUAGCCCCUCCAGGAUCUGGGGAUAUUACUGUCAUCACCAGAGAUUUGGACCAAGCAUGCAUGGAAGCAGUUGCUGCUUUGCUCAGAGCACUACCACUGCAGCCUGAAGAGUCUGAUCGUGGUGAUCUCAUGGAAGCUAAGAGCCAGCUUUUCCUCAAGUAUUUUACAUUGUUCAUGAAUCUUCUGAAUGACUGCACCGAUGCACAGGAUGUAGAAAAGGAUGUGAGCCGUCAGCGUUUGGCUGCAGGAAAAUUAAAUACUCUCCACAAUGCAACAAUACAAGCCAUGUCAAAUUUGUUGUCAGCCAACAUUGACAGUGGUCUUAUGCAUUCAAUAGAUCUGGGUUACAACCGCGAUCCGCAAACCCGUGCCGCAUUCAUGGAGGUAUUGACAAAAAUUCUUCAGCAAGGAACUGAGUUUGACACGUUAGCUGAGACUGUUCUGGCAGAUAGAUUUGAACAGCUUGUACAGUUGGCAACAAUGAUUAGUGAUAAAGGUGAACUACCCAUUGCAAUGGCUCUUGCCAAUGUUGUGACAACAUCACAAAUGGAUGAGCUGGCAAGAGUAUUUGUAACAUUGUUUGAUGCCAAACAUUUAUUAUCGCCACUUCUGUGGAACAUGUUCUAUCGAGAAGUUGAAGUUUCUGAUUGUAUGCAAACACUGUUCCGAGGAAAUUCACUGGGCAGCAAAAUUAUGGCAUUCUGUUUCAAGAUUUAUGGUGCUAGUUAUCUACAAAACUUAUUGGAGCCCUUGAUUAGGCCAUUACUUGAAGAACCCAGUCAGAGCUUUGAAGUGGAUCCUGCUAGAUUGGAUCCUAGUGAAAACAUAGAAGAAAAUAGAAGAAAUUUGAUUGCACUGACACAGAAGGUGUUUGAUGCCAUUGUCUCAUCUGCAGAUAAAUUUCCCCCACAGUUACGGAGUAUGUGUCACUGUCUGUACCAGGUGCUUAGUAAAAGAUUUCCACUGUUUCCACAAAAUAAUAUUGGAGCAGUUGGGACGGUCAUAUUUCUCCGGUUUAUCAACCCAGCAAUAGUGUCACCACAGGAGAUGAGCAUUGUAAUUAAGCAGGUGCCCCAAUCUGUUAAACGAGGCCUGAUGCUUAUGUCGAAGAUCCUGCAAAACAUAGCAAACCAUGUUGAAUUCAGCAAAGAGCAACAUAUGUUACCAUUCAAUGAUUUUCUGCGUGCACAUUUUGAAAUUGGUAGAAGGUUCUUCAUCCAGAUAGCUUCAGACUGUGAAACUGUUGAUCAGGCCUCACAUUCAAUGUCAUUCAUCAGUGAUGCCAACAUUCUAGCAUUGCAUCGUUUACUCUGGAAUCACCAAGAAAAAAUUGGUGAUUACUUGUCCAGUAGUCGUGAUCACAAAGCUGUAGGACGACGGCCUUUUGAUAAGAUGGCAACAUUGCUAGCAUAUUUGGGUCCUCCAGAGCACAAACCUGUGGAUUCACAUCUGCUGUUUUCAUCCUAUGCCAGGUGGAGUUCUAUAGACAUGUCAAGUAACAACUUUGAGGAAAUUAUGGUGAAGCACAAUAUGCAUGAGAAAGAGGAAUUCAAGUCCAUCAAGUCUCUUAAUAUUUUCUAUCAAGCUGGAACCAGUAAGCUAGGGUAUCCUGUCUUCUACUACAUAGCUCGCCGAUACAAGAUUGGAGAAACCAAUGCAGAUCUGUUGAUUUACCACGUGAUUCUAACUCUCAAACCAUUUUGCCACUCACCGUUUGAAGUUGUUGUGGACUUCACACAUAUGUGUGCAUACAAUCGGUUCAGGACAGAAUUCUUACAGAAAUGGUUCCAUGUCCUGCCUGUAUCAGCGUAUGAAAAUAUUCAUGCAGCAUACAUUUACAACUGUAACAGUUGGGUUCGAGAAUAUACCAAAUUCCAUGACCAGCUACUGGCACCACUGAAGGGAAAUCGCAAACUGAUCUUCAUUGAAACUCCAGCACGCCUAAAUGACUUUAUUGAACUAGAUCAACAGAAGUUACCUGGAGCAACACUUUCUCUUGAUGAAGAUCUUAAAGUUUUCUUUAAUGCACAUAAAUUGUCUCCCAAGGACACCAAAGUGUACAUUAAGGUUGGUCCUACUGCCAUCCAGAUAACUUCAUAUGAGAAGGUUAAAGUGUUAUCUCAUUCAGUUCUUCUGAACGAUGUUUAUUAUGCAUCAGAAAUUGAGGAAGUUUGUAUGAUAGACAGCAACCAGUUCUCGUUAACAAUAGCUAACGGAUCAGGACCAUUGUCAUUUGUCCAGACUGACUGUGAUAACACUGUACAAGCCAUAAUACACAUCCGGAAUCGAUGGGAACUCUCACAGCCAGACUCGGUAACAGUCCACCAGAAGAUUCGACCCAAGGAUGUUCCAGGAACAUUACUAAAUAUGGCACUAUUAAAUUUGGGAUCCUCAGAUCCCAACCUCAGAUCAGCAGCCUACAACCUCCUUUGUGCACUUACUGCUACAUUUGGUUUGAAAAUAGAGGGUCAGUUACUGGAGACAUCUGGUUUAUGUAUUCCAUCAAACAACACAAUAUUCAUCAAAUCUGUGAGUGAAAAGCUUGCAACAAAUGAACCACAUCUCACUCUUGAAUUUUUAGAAGAGUGCAUCCAAGGGUUCCGAGUUUCCAAUAUUGAGCUCAAGCACUUGUGCCUUGAAUAUAUGACACCAUGGUUAGCAAAUUUAGUGAGGUUCUGUAAACCUUCAGAUGAAAGUAAGCAUCAACAGAAAAUGGGACAUAUUUUGAAAAAGCUCAUACUUUUGACCAUUGAGGAAGUGGAGAUGUAUCCAUCAAUACAGGCCAAGAUCUGGGGAUCCAUUGGUCAAGUGCCUGAGCUUAUUGACAUGGUGCUGGACAGCUUCAUACAUCGGUCAAUGAAGAGUGGGCUUGGCUCACCCAUGGUGGAAAUCAUGGCAGAUACUGCCGUGGCUCUGGCUUCGGCAAAUGUACAGCUUGUAGCCAAGAAAGUGAUUGGAAGACUAUGUAGGGUAUUGGAUAAAACUUGUACUUCUCCUACACCAUUGCUAGAACAACAUAUGAUGUGGGAUGACAUAGCAAUACUUGCACGCUACCUGCUCAUGUUAUCCUUUAAUAACUGCCUGGAUGUAGCACGCCAUCUGCCAUAUUUGUUCCAUUCUGUGUCUGCCCUUGUGUGUUCAGGGUCUUUGAGUAUGAGGGCCUCAACUCUUGGCCUUGUCAUCAACAUCAUUCAUUCACUGUGUACUUGCAGCAAACCUUCAUUUAGUGAGGAAACUCAGAGAGUUUUACGACUUAGUUUAGAUGAAUUUUCCUUGCCCAAGUUUUAUCUGCUUUUUGGAAUCAGCAAGGAAAAGUCAGCUGCAGUCACAGCAUUCAGGGCGAGUUAUCGACAUCCAAGUGAACGCUGGUAUGGCCAGGAACGAAGUUUCUCAGGAUCCAACUACUGUGACCGGGAGCGGCUGUCACUGACAUCUCUAGAGGUCAUCACUGAUGCACUCCUAGAAAUUAUGGAGGCAUGUAUGCGAGACAUUCCUGACUGUGAUUGGUUACAAACUUGGACAGCACUGGCAAAGAGUUUUGCAUUUUGCUACAAUCCUGCCCUUCAGCCACGAGCUCUCAUUGUAUUUGGUUGUAUCAGUAAAAGCAUCGCAGAUCAGGAUAUCAAACAACUCCUGAGGAUACUUGUAAAGGCGUUGGAGAGCUUCAAUGACAUUGUUCUGCUAGAAGCAUUGGUUAUGUGUCUCACAAGGUUGCAACCUCUACUGCGACCUGAAUCACCUAUACAUCGUGCUCUCUUCUGGGUUGCAGUCUCAGUCCUGCAGCUUGAUGAAAUAGCAUUGUAUGCAUCUGGGUUGGCACUUUUGGAACAAAAUCUACAUACACUUGAUUCUCAAGGGACCUUUGAAGAAAAGACCCUAGCACAGGUGAUGAUGUCAACCAGAGAACCCUUGGAGUGGCAUUUCAAACAGCUGGACCAUGCUGUGGGUCUGAGCUUCAAAUCCAACUUCCAUUUUGCAUUGGUUGGACAUUUACUGAAAGGUCUUCGGCAUCCAACACCAACAACUGUGUCCCGUACAACAAGAAUCGUAUCUAUGCUGCUUGGCAUCAUAGCCAAACCACACAAACGAGAUAAAUUUGAAGUGACACCAGAGAGUGUAGCAUACUUAGCAGCAUUGGUAUCUGUAUCGGAGGAAGUGAGAAGUCGUUGUCAUGUCAAACAUUCCAUAGCGAGAAUGAUUCCAGAGUCAGGUUCUGGUGAGAAUUUUGCUGUUGAUAGCCACCUCAAUGUUAUGCCCCAUCCUCCUGCCACUAAUGUUUCACAUGCUAUGAGUGUUAUGUCAGCAAGCCCUUCCCAGAGAAGUGAAGGGAGUAAUGGUCAAAGCAAUCAGCAGCCCCAGCAGGAAGCCAGUGGGGUGGGUACCCCAACCAAUAGGAGACAGAAGUCAUGGGAUCUUUUAGACCAAACGGCAAUAGCACUGGCGAGACAGAAGAAGCACCACACUCAGCAACAAGCUCAACAUCAGGUUCAGUCGGCUGCAUGUGGGGGGGAGACUAGUAACAGUAAGGGGUGGCACAGCUUGGACCUGUGCCCUCAAGCCCCACCCUCAGCUCCCCCAGGGGGACCUUCGGGUGCAAGGCCCUUAUUCCGAACUCAACGAUCUUCAUCCGUUCCAGCCCCCAAGUCUGGUGUGGAGGCUGGUGCUGCCUCCAUAGGAAAAGAUUGCUGUGCACAUGAUAUCGAGUCUAGUUCUUCGAGCCUGCCUAGUGUUUGGUUAUCAAAGUCAAGUGCACGAGUUCUCUUCCGAACGCAGCGCUCAUUCUCCGUUCCAACAACUAAAGAGCCAAACUCGGGUGAUGAGUCAGAUGUCAAGGAUCGUAGUGCCCGUGUGUCGGUGUCUAAUGAAAACAAUGUUCUCCUGGAUCCUGAUGUGCUAACUGAUUUCUCAACACAAGCAUUAGUACUUACUGUGUUGGCCACUCUUGUGAAAUACUCAACAGAUGAAAAUGAGACACGUAUCCUGUAUCAGUAUUUGGCAGAAGCUUCUGUUGUGUUCCCCAAAGUUUUCCCUGUCAUUCACAGUCUGCUGGGUGCCAAAAUAAACAGUGUGCUGUCAGCCUGUCAUGACCAUGUGAUCUUGAAUGCCGUGCAGGCCAUCAUACAGAACAUGAUUUCCAGCGAAGAUACAACCCAGCAGCAACUCCACUAUUUGCAGAGUUGUGGCUUUGGAGGUCUCUGGAGGUUUGCAGGUCCUUUUACAAAGUGCAACUGCACAGCAGAGAGUGCAGAGCUGUUUGUCAACUGUUUGGAAGCCAUGGUGGAGACCUGCUUACCUAUUGAGGAAGAGGAAGUGGAACUGGCCCAGUACCCUUCCAUGUUGAGUGUUUCAAGCAAUAUGAACCUUAGUUCAUCAAUGUCCAGCCUAACUUUAGGAUCUCCUACUGAAAAGGAGCCAAUACUUGACGUAGGCGGCUGCUCAGAUGGGUCAGCAAGUUCGUUAGGAAGGUCUCCGUUCACUAAACAACGAAAUUUCAAAUGUAUGGGCAAGGCUACCAGCGGGGCAGAAGGUGCAAAAUGAGAGGAGGAUGCCUGGGAUGAGGCAAUGUGACAUCAAGAAACAUUGCAGCGGCGGUGACAUAGCCACAGUGACUGCAAGACUCGAUAGAGAAGUGUGUCUCUGAUGGGCAUAUGGACCCAUCAUUUCCGUUGCCUGUGCUACUGCUGUUUGGAACCACACUGACUGUGCCCCCCCCCUCUCUCUUUCACUCACAGACACACACAAAUGCUCAGUGUUCACUGCCCUAGAUGUCAACUGUAUUAGGAACUCAUCCAAAUUAUCCACAUCCUAUUUUGUGUCUAGAAUAGUUCUCAGCCUUUUUACUCUGGUGAGUCACCUGAGAGGUAAGAGAGAGAUCAAUAUCUCAUCCAUAGUUCACACAUUUGAUUCUUACAUGUUGUGAAUGACAACAUUAAUGCAAAAUUUUUGUCAUCAGAGUCUGAAUGGGAUAGCAAGAAGUAGGCCUGUAAAAUAUGAAUCACGUGGUGAGUGCAGCUAGUGGAAGACAUUGCAUCUGGCAUGGUUGUCAGUCAGUCUAUGCUAUAGCUGUACAUCAUGUAAUUUGCACCAGGAGCCAUACAGCUGUGUGAUAGAUGAGAUGCUAUGCUGCAUAACCUACAUCCAGUGAAGAUUUGAAAUGAAACAUGAAGUUCUGAAGAAUAGCUGAUCACCUACUUUCAUUUGUUACCAAAUGGGCCACAUAGAAAAAGACACAUACAACAAUCCUAUUGUUGUGUGUGUACUCUUUGCCACGGGAAUGUGUUUGCCAAACCAUUGCCUAGCAACAGUAGGGGGGGAUACAUAUACAGACAACUAGGUGAUGUCAUAAGCCUACUUUUAGAGGGAAGGUUAACCAGUUAACUCAUAGAUUGUCUAGUUUUUGGAGAAAAUGUUCAGUUUCUACAGACAGGUCAAAUAGACAGUGGUAUAUUCAUGACAUUACAGAUUAAUUUCAUAGAUCAUCUUGCAAAUUAUGCAUCUAAUAUUUUUAUUGAAAAGUUUUGGAGAAAAUGAGUGCAUUAUGGGAUGAAAUAUGUAUCCACAUUUAUUCUAUAGUUUGUGAUAAUCAUAUUUUGUGAAAUGGAUGAAAGAAUGUAACAUUUAAGAAACCACAGCUUCAAAGAUGAAAGUUGGACAUCAAAUAUUCUUUGGUGUGAAAAUAUCAGACUCAUUAAUAUUUACUUCAUGGGUAAGAUACCUUGCAUGACUGUGGAUAUCGGAAGGAAAAGGAAGGGGGUCAUUUGUUUUCAUUCUGGACAACACGAUAAAAGAAGGUGAAUUGUUGAAUGGCUUGCUCAAUUAAAAACUGUAGUUGCUUUGAUGAAAUUGUAUGAUUUUGUGAUUUCGUUACAGAUUCAGAAUGUGUAGGCUUUAAAAUGAAGACUACUUUACAUGGAGGAUGAAUGUGGCCAUUUAUAAAGGUUAUUUCUCCAACCAUUUGAUGGAGUUUGAUGAAUUUUGAUAUAUAGAAGCUUUACAUUAGCCCUUUCAUGGUUGUUGGAACAUUUAUUUUUCACUUGAAUUUUUCAACAUUUGAUCCCAGUGGAGUCAGUCCAUUGUUAAGUAGUUUUUCUCCUGUUGUAAUUUACAGGUCUGUCCAUCCCAUUUUGAAACAUCUGAAGAUCUUUAUGGAAGAAAUACACCUCACUUUGGGCUCUGCUGAGAUGAAUGCAAAAAACAUAAUUUGGCCUUGAAAAGUUUAAACAUUUAUAUAUGAAUUUCAUUUCGGUUCAUAUUAGCCUAUUAGAAGUCUCAAGCACAACUCAAUACACACACAUGCAUGGACACAUGUGUAUGUGCAUUUAUUUUGUAUAUUUAUUGUUUAUAUAACAAUGUUGUCAGUAUCUCAGACUGUAUAGCAUCAGAUAGUAAGAUUUGGAAUUGGAAAGGAUGGGCUAAUUUAAGGUAUUAUUGUGGUAUUUAUGUGGACGGAUUGAGAAAAACCACAAAACCUGUCAGGAUAGUUGGUGUCCCGGCUGAGAUUGAAACUGGGGAUCUCCCAAAUUUAAGUCUGGAAGUGUUACUACCUAAGUAGCUUAAUUUCCUGUAAAUCAAAUUAUAUGUGGAUUUAAAUAAAUAUAUAUUCUUUGUUGAUGGCCCUUGGUGAUACCGCCACUUUGGUUAUGCCCCCCAGUGUGAUUACACGUUCUAUCUUGUACAAAUUUCUAUGAAAUAUUUUAGUUGUAUUGUUCCUUGUUACAGAGUUCAGAUACAGAGGCUGAAAUCUACCUUGAAUAGGUAGUUACAAGUAUAUUUCUGGUUUCUCUAAUUCCAUAAUUAGAUAAAUUUCAAUUUUAUUUAUAACACAGGUACUGAAGCUGUCCCCCAACAUCCACUUUAUGUUGAGAGUUACAUCGUAUUUAGACUCUCAUAGAAAUUCCUUAGCUUAUCCCUGCAAUUUCGCCAUAUCCAAGAGGCACAUUUUGCAGACAUAUUUCUUAACACAUUUGAAAUACUAAUAUUGUGGGUGUUUUGCUUGUUGCCCCUUUUGAUGCCAUAUUGUCAAAGUUGUCUACUUUGAUAUAAAUCAUAGGAAUGAUAAACACUCUUCCAUAUUGGAAAUGUUAACCUUUGGGCAUUUGGUAGAAGUAAGUACAUCAUAAAAUUGUGACCCACAUGUUUAGCGCAGAAGUAUAGUGAUUUCUCAUUAUAACAUGUCUGCAUUCAGCACUUCGCUCUUUUCAAAGCACAGAAUUUUGUGGUUUUUGAUCCUCUGUCCAUAAGAAUUAUGCUGAUGUCUUCUGUGUGUGUCGUUGUUCUACUAUAGUCUUGAAGUGCGUAUGAUGUUGUUAAUUGAAAGAACUUGUGUUUAUUGAGACUUUUGAUGUCAUAUAUUUUGUAGAAUAUACACUAAUAAACCUACAUCAGCCAUAUGGAAGACAGAUACGGAGAUGCUGAGUAUGAAUUGCAUACAUCUAUCAGCAGUGGUAUGCAACUCAGAAUAUUCUGUUGUAGUAACACAUCUUCUGUGGGCGCUACAGUCCAUGAUGAACCUUGACCUCUUUUAUGAUUGCUUGCCAUUGGUCAUGAUCCUGUGACUUCCAGCUCCAAUUUCUAAUGCCCAUUGUCUUCAAAUCUGGUUCCAGCCACCUGAUAACAGUCUGCCUAAUCACUGAAUACCCUCUGGUUUAUGGAGAGUGAACUUCCUGCAAGGGUUCUGCUCCUAUCCCAGCCAUCUCAACUGCUCUAUUCUGAUCACUCUCAUUAUGUAAUGUAUAAAGUUCAUUGUUACAUCUUGAUCUCCAUACACAGUUUUCCUUCAUUGGGCCAGAAAUUCUUCUUAACAUCCUUUCAAAGAUUCAUGGCAUAUUUUCAUCCUUCCUUGUUAGGGGCCAGCUUUCACCUCCAUAGGUAAGCAUAGGGCUAAGAAGCAUAUAUAAAUCACAUUUUGUCUCCCAUUUAAUUGUUUCUUUAGGCCAUAACUAGCUCAACUUGUCAUUAAAAUUAUCUGUUCUAUUUUAAUAGAAAUAUUUCAAUUUCUUCUGUUACAGUAGAUCCAAGAUAUUUAUGUUCCCUCACCCCUUCAAAUUGCUGGUCAUCCAUUUCAAGCAUUCUUAAAUUAGUUGGCCAUUUUGUUACUUCCAAGUAUUAGCUUUUUUUGCAGAUUGAUUGUAAGUCCAAUUUCCUUCACUGAUUUACUGAAGUUUAUAAUUGCUUCUUUCAGCACACCUUUGGUUCUGCCCAUUAAAACAAUGUCACCUGCAUAUGCAAGUAUCUGGAUUGUUUCAUUAUAUAUAGUUCCUAUGCUCAAAUCUCUGACCACCUUUUCUAAUGCUACGGUAAAUAAAAUACAUGACAAGGUAUCUCCCUGUUUCAGGUCCCUUGAUGUUCCAAAUGGCUCUCAUAGAUUAUUCAGCAUUUUAACUCUCCUUAGUGACUAAUACAUGAAUAUAUUAUACAGAUUUAAUCAUAUACUACUUGAUAUUUUGAUGAAGUACCUGCAACAUUUAAUGCACAGAAUACUGUAUGUUUUAUAAGUGAAGAUCUGAUUAGUUCAAACAAUAAAACUAAUUUUUUAUUAUUAUCCCAUCCCUCCCUCCUGUUCUAGUCUACAUUUCUUGUGUAUGGUAUAUUGUAAGAUAGUUUAUGCUGAUCCAAGUCGUGUAUAUUUGUAUCAUGUUUCAAGUCAGUGUCUUCAGUGUUCUGCCAUCUCUUCAUGUCCAUUGCAUUUUAUAUAUAUGCAAGGUAAUAAAAAAUGUUGACUUUUUA